AUGGCAGGGAGGUGUUACUUGCUGAGUGUGAGCAAUCUCGUGGGCGCGUGGUUCGAGGUGGGAAGCAGCGCGCUGCACAAAUUCAGCACGGCGAGCGGCCUGUCGUGCAACGCCGCCAAGUACUCCGCGCUCGCCACCGCCACUGACGGCAGCAACGUCGCUGGGUGUGGCGCAUAUCCGCAGCAGCAAGGGCGCAUCUCGCGCAACCUGCGCCGUGUGUGCGAGGCGGCCGUUUACAGCGCAGGGCGCACGCGUCCCUGCAGGCGAUGCUUGUGCCGGGGCCUCAGGGGCAGGCCCUCGCGAUCUACAAUCAGGCUGGGAGCGCUGCAGCAGCAUAACAACCGCGCCAGCACAUUCACAACGACCCGCAGGACCCCUGGGCUGGACGUCACGAAGCAAGGGCUCGCAGACGCAGCCAACCGCAUCAUUGCUGCUGCUGGAAGGGCUCAGCGCGCAGGGAUGAGGGGAAGCCUGGCGGUGCUGCAGAUGCAGCUCAUGCUGCCCGCUGCCAACAGCAGUGCCGCCACCCGGUUCACAUCCCGGCUCUCUUGGUUUCCUGGGGCGCGCGUCUUGGGAACUGGGAGUGAGAGGGAAGGUGGGCCUGGCGACGACUGUGAUUCGCCUGCUGGCGGCGUCGGUGCUCCGUGCCCUCCCUCACCAUGUUCCCAUCGCCCCUUCCCCUGGAAUUCCCAGACCCAGCUGCGCAUGCAAGCCGUGCAAGACAGGAAGCAGCCUGGGAAGUUUGCAGUGAGCCUCUUUGGAUUCGCUCGGAAUAACAACUACCUGAUCAACAAGCUUGAAGGGAACGCAGAUUCCGAGUACAACAUGGCCACCAUUGUGUCGUGUGAUGGCGGCCAGGAGCUGGUGAAGGAGACGGUGGGGGCGUGCCCCGACGUGCAGACGAGCAACACGUUCAUGGCGGAGUUUUUCCAGGUACCCGUGCGCGCGCCUCUAGGCGGCGUGGUGAAGCGCGGCAUCCGCAUGACCACGCCCGCGCGCCAGUCGCAGAUCCAGGGGCUCUCCAAGUCCGCGCUCGCCGUGCGCGACCACCUGCGCUCGGUCUGCACCGCCAUCGCGCGGCCCCCCCGCGCAGGGCAGCUCCGCCACGCUGCAAACACAAUAAUAAUAUAUCCUUCCCCCCUCCUUCCACCGUCCCUCCCCUCAGCUGCUGCUGAACCUGAACGACAUUGUGGGGCUCACGCGCAACGUGAGUGGGUUUGGGCGCGCGACGGGGCGCAUGGGCGCAGCGACGGCAUCAAUGCGGCGAUGGCGGGGCUCAUGUUCUCCAACCCGCCUCGCCAUGCGCUUUCUCCUACUCCGCCAUCGGCGCCGUCACGCAAGUGGAAGCCUCGCAGGUACACCGCCGCGCCCAACGCCCCUUGCAUGCGCCUGCGCAAUGCAGCGACCCUUCUGGUGCCUGCAUGCCUGCACGGGAUGUGA
Messenger RNA from Closterium sp. NIES-65, 1440 nucleotides. The record is from the annotation of a GenBank genome assembly. Lineage: Eukaryota; Viridiplantae; Streptophyta; Zygnematophyceae; Desmidiales; Closteriaceae.